AUGGCGCAGGAGUCUUUCCCUCGCCUUUUGGUAAGUUCCCGAUGGUCACAAGCCGUCAAGAGAGGAACCUGCGCCGUUGGCGUUAAAGGGACCUCCAUCGUUGUUCUCGGCUGCGAGAAACGCUCUGCUAUGAAACUUCAAGAUACACGUAUCACCCCGAGCAAAAUCGGCCUCGUGGAUAACCAUGUUUGUCUUGCUUUCGCCGGAUUAAACGCUGAUGCCCGUAUUCUCGUCGACAAGGCAAGACUGGAGGCACAAUCUCAUCGUCUAACUGUAGAGGACCCUGUCACUAUCGAGUAUAUCACAAAAUACGUUGCCGGUGUCCAGCAGAGGUACACACAGAGUGGCGGUGUCAGGCCUUUUGGUAUUAGUACGCUUAUCAUUGGUUUUGAUCCUAACGACAAAAUUCCGAGACUUUAUCAGACCGAGCCGUCAGGCAUUUAUUCUGCGUGGAAAGCAAAUGCCAUUGGUAGGUCUAGCAAGACGGUCAGAGAGUUUUUGGAGAGGAAUUACAAGGAGGAUAUGGAUCGCGAGGAGACUGUAAAACUCACAGUCAAGUCGCUCCUGGAGGUGGUUCAAACUGGUGCUAAGAAUAUUGAAAUUGCUAUCAUGGAGCCAGGGAAGGAGAUGGAGAUGAUGACUAUCGAGGAUAUCGAGGGCUAUGUCAAGGAUAUCGAAAAGGAGAAGCAGGAGGAGGCUGCGAGGAAGAAGACUCGUGGUGGCGGUCAGUCAUCGUCGGCAGGAGGUGCGGCUUCAGGCACUUCGUCUUCAUAGAAACUAGGGAUAGACGGGGGUAAAUUAAACAAAAUAUUUGUUAA
Molecule: messenger RNA, 818 nt
Organism: Tuber melanosporum (Perigord truffle)
Lineage: Eukaryota; Fungi; Ascomycota; Pezizomycetes; Pezizales; Tuberaceae
Exons: 7
Coding region: 1-774 (257 amino acids)
Cellular component (GO): proteasome core complex; nucleus; proteasome core complex, alpha-subunit complex
Source: RefSeq, a predicted model, not a curated record